Messenger RNA from Adineta steineri, 1842 nucleotides. The record is from the annotation of a GenBank genome assembly. NCBI's taxonomy places the organism in Eukaryota, Metazoa, Rotifera, Eurotatoria, Adinetida, Adinetidae.
AUGUCUUCAUCAAUAUCAUUUCCAUUAUCUAAUAAAAUAAAAUCAACUGAAGAAUUGAAUGUAAUCGAUGAAAGAAAUGAAGAAUCAACGAAAAAACAUUUUAAUAUAAAUGACGUUUUAAAAUUAAAUUGGAAAAAAUUUCAAGAUGAAAUACGAGAUUUAUUUACAUUUCAUCCAAAAGAAUGGAUUAAUGCAUUUCGUCGAAAUCGACAAUAUCCAUUAUUUGUUCUUGGUGAUAUUGAUGGUUUUGUUGGUUUAUUUAUGAAUAAUUUAGCAACAUUAUUAGCUGUUAUUCUUGGUCUUAAACUUGUAUUUGAAUCAGAUAUUAUCUUUGGAAAAAUUAUUCCGGGAGUCGCAAUAUCGAUGUUAUGGGGAAAUUUUUAUUAUGUGUAUAUGGCACGUAAAUUAGCCUAUAAAGAAAAUCGUAGUGAUGUAUGCACUAUGCCCUAUGGAAUAAAUACACCUGGAGCAUUUGUUUUUAUAUAUAGUAUAAUAAUGCCAACUUAUUUUAGUUGUUUAAAUAAAAAUGAUGGACGUGAUAGACGUUCAUGUGAAGAAUUAGCAUGGUAUGUGGCAGUUGCAAGUAAUUUUGUAACGGCAAUUAUUCUUUUGGUUUUAUGUAUUUUUGGAGAAUUUAUUCGAAAAAAUACACCUGCUGUUGCAUUACUUUCAUCAAUAUCUGGUAUUGGUUUUACGUAUUUAGCAUUGAAUGAAUACUUACCUGUAGCUGCAACUCCUAUUGUUGCUUUUCUUCCAUUUACUAUUGUUAUGCUUGGUUAUUUUGGUGCUAUUAAAUUUGGAUCAAUUCCAGUUGCUUUUAUUGCUCUUGUUGUGGGUACUAUACUUGCUUGGGCAACAUCAUUAAAUCAUGGUUCAGAUGUGCGUAAUGCUGCAUUAAUUGUUAAACCAUAUCCACUUGUAUUUCCUAUAAAAGAAAUAUUUUCAAAUCUAAAUGAAAUAACUCCAUAUUUAUCUACAACAAUUCCAACUGCUAUAUCAAUAGCGAUUGGUACAAUACAAUGUGUUGAAUGUGCAAGACGAGCUGGAGAUUUUUAUCCAACAAGAGAAGCUAUGUUUGCUGAUGGUAUUGGAACAUUAAUUGCUAGUCUAUUUGGAUCUAUUCUUGGAAUGACAACAUUUAUUGGUCAUCCUGCUUUCAAAAAGAUGGGUGCUAAACAAGGUUAUUCUCUAGCUAAUGGUCUUGCAUUUUUACCUUUAUGUUUUUUUGGUAUAAAUGCUCUUCUUGUGUCAAUCAUUGCUAUUGUUUCUGUCAAUCCGAUUAUUAUAUUUAUUGGUCUUGUUAUUUGUGCUGAUACACUUUCAAUAACACCUCGACGUCAUUAUCCAGCAUUUCUAUUUGGUUUAAUGCCAAUUAUUGCUGAUUGGACACAAGGUACAAUAAUAAGUGGUGUUAAUGAUGCUUAUAAAAAUUUUAUACAAAAUCAUACUGAUUUUAAUCAAAACAUUAGUUCACAUAUAACAGGUUUUUCAUAUCAUGGUCUUUUAAAUUUUUCUGGUGGUAGUCUUCUUCAAUGUAUAUUUUUAACAGCUAUAUUUAUGUAUAUAAUUGAUCGAAAAUUUCUUCGAGCGAUGUUCUGGUCAUUAUUAGCAGCAAUAUUCGCUUUAUUUGGUUUAAUUAAUGCAUCCAGUGUUGGAUUUUUAAUACAUAAAAAUGAUGAUGGAUGGAAAUUUAGUGUAGGUUAUGGUAUGAUGGCUAUUUUAUUUGUUUGUUUUGAAUUUGCACAACGACGACAAUGGAUAAAACAACCGGAAACAGAACCAGAUGAAAUAUCAUUAGAUGAACAAUCAAACGAGGAGGAUACAAAUGAAACUCAUGUUUGA